AUGAGUACAUCAGAGAACAUUUCAGCAACACGAGCUCGUCUCCAAAGGCGUCGAGUGUUGCUGCGAACUUUAAAGCUGUGGAUACCCCAUCUUCGUUACCUAUUAUUUGCUAUCGGAGUUGGCUGGCUUUUUAUUCUUCCUUCAAACGAAUAUAACAAAUAUACUUAUAUUUCAGAAAACGCACUUCUUCCGGGACAGGUUAAUACGUAUUAUAGCUGGCCACAGGUGCACGAAGCUAGUGUCUAUCGCGACAACAUUGAAACUCUAUCAACCUCCAGCAUAGAGAGAACUGCUUAUAUUGAAAGUGAAUUGCGUAAAGCAGGAAUAAAAACAGGGACCCAAAAUUUUACUGUUAAUGCCUUAGGAAAGGAAAUAAGUGGAGUCAAUGUUUUUGGUGUACUCAGUGCUCCUCGUGGUGAUGGGACAGAAGCUCUAGUUUUGAGCGCACCUUGGAUUUCAAAGGACGGGAAAACUGUUAAUAUUAAUGGUGUCGCCGCAAUUUUGUCAAUUGGGAAAUUUUUCCAAAGUACAGAUAUUAUAAUCUUAAUAACGGAUGGGGGCGAAGCUGGUGUUCAAGCCUGGUUAGAAGCGUAUCAUGAUAAUCCACGUUCAGAUAUCUUGUCGAGUCCUUUAUUUUUACGCUCGGGUGCAAUUCAAGCUGCAGUUAAUUUAGAUUUACCCGGGACAAAAGAUUAUCAAGUUUUAGGAAUAUUUUAUGAGGGUGUUAAUGGACAACUUCCAAAUCUUGAUUUAAUAAAUACCAUAGUUCGAAUAGUUCGUAUUUCAGGUCGAAUCCCAAUCACGCUGCAUGAUACUGGUCACGUAUAUUGGGCGAAUGAUCAUGGUGAUUAUUACUCUUCUCUAUACAACUUGAUUUUGACAAUGAAAUAUCAAGCGUUAGGACAUUCAACGGGAGGUCAUGGAUUAUUUUUCAGAUAUAAAAUCGACGCUGUCACUCUCUAUGGUCAUAGGAUGGAAGCGUCUCACCAACCAUUCAUGUUUCUAGAAAUUGGAACUGCAAUCGAGUCAACGUUUAGAAGUUUGAAUAAUUUACUUGAACAUCUUCAUCAGUCUUUCUUUUUCUAUCUUUUACCUUCACCUGAGAAAUAUAUUUCAAUCGGUUCUUAUUUGCCACCUUCCAUCCUGCUCGCGCACCCUCAAUCUUCCAAAGAGCCAAAGAUACUACAGAAAUUUCCGACUCCUUCACCAUUCAAUAGAAGACCACGUCGAAUUUUGUUCUCUUUGACUGCAUUGAUUGCGACCCAUGCUACCGGCAUCAUAUUUUUUUUUAUGAUUAAGAAUUAUUUCCUUCUCAAUAAAUUAGCUAGUUUUUUGUUUAUUCAGGAUCAUUUCUUAGUUUUGGCCUUGAUUAUAUUUAUUUCAAUAAAAGUCUCGUUCGUCUUGGUCUCUAUUAUGGAAAAGCGCAUCACAACUAAUAAUCAAAUUGCGCAUAGAAUUGAAAAAACGAACGACAUGAAUUCUCAAUACCAACCACAGCAGCAACUUGAACCAGCCGCCGAUUGGAUUAUUUUGAAAUGUUUUACACUUGCAUUUACCGGAAUGAUAAUUUCGUGUCUUUCCGUGCUGAAUUUCAGUUUAGCCGUUUUUACCGCAUUAAUCGUGAUCAUACCCUUUUCCUUAUUUCGUCCACAUGUAUCAAAAACAAUUCGUUAUCUUCAGUUAUUUGUAUUAUGUUUAAUCUCCCCGCCUGGACUUCUUUUAUUGUCUGGCGUAGAUAUGGGUAACUUUUUGAGAUCUACUUUGAUGGAAUAUCAAUUGUUGGGUAACUAUAUAGUUCCAUUUGUUUGUUGUUUAUAUUGGCCUAAUGUAUUAGCAUAUACCGUGAUUGUACAAGCACCAAUAAAAUAA
Ambispora gerdemannii is the source of this 1869-nucleotide messenger RNA. Lineage: Eukaryota; Fungi; Glomeromycota; Glomeromycetes; Archaeosporales; Ambisporaceae. The record is from the annotation of a GenBank genome assembly.